AUCUUGAAAAGAAAAACUGAAUGAAAUGAAUAGUCUGUAAUUAAAUCACGUAUGUUUUCCGGACAUUUUCCUAGCACGUGGUUCGUAAUAACAACCAAGCGGUCUCCGCGAUGUGUCAUUCGUGCGGUGAAAAAAAAGCUGCGUCUUCAACUUACGUUCCAACAUGGUUCGAUGCAACUAAAAAGAACAAACCUUAUAUUCAUACUCGCGUAUGUCACUGCGCGCGGCAAAAGUAGGGUGAGAGGGGAUAUCGUCAUGGCAGUAGGAAUCGAGACACGUGGUCUUCGAGUGCUCGAGGGAUAUCGUGAUUCGCGAGAAAUCGAGUCAAUUCGGAUCAAGCAUUUCGAGAAAUAUCAAUGCGACGCAAGUACGCACACACACGUAUUCAUGAACUUUUAUAAAAUACAUCUACGACGGCACAGUGUUGUCGACAACAACGCUUCAAGUGGUAAACACAUAACAGUUAUACUCAUCAAUGUUAUUAUGCGUGAAAUACAGGAACAAUUGUCCAACGGGAAGUCGUCAGAGAAUGUGUAAUAUGAAAAUUCCAUGACACAGUUGAUUAAUUUCCGAAAACGUCCAAACGGGACGUCUCUCUUAGAUCUCUUAUGAAUUCUCGAGGACUGUCGGCAAGGCUGCCGUGUUUUUUUUUCUUUCUUUUUUUUUCUGAGGUAAUUUUUUGAGGCGUGAUCAGCCUGCACGAUUGGAUUUCUUCCAGUUGUGCCGUGUGGUCUGCUACGGUGAAUUCGAACGGGGAGAGGUUUAAACAGAGUUCAUAAGACGCAGAACGCAUGGCGUGACCGCGACGUCCAAUGGGUAGGUCGAUCUGGCCGGCGUGGCGGCGUCGUCGACGACGCGGCGAUUCCCGCGCGGCGCACGUCGGCCCGUGGAACUGCACGGCGGCGGCCGAACGUGUUAAAUGGCUGUGCGUCGGCCAUGAUGGCUUUGAGCAGGGACCGUGUCACGCAAACAUGUUUUCAAAGUGAUAUAUCUCGUUUGGUGACUGAGUGACCGUGUUCCAGCGCGAUGGCCGAGGAACGAUGAGGCGCUGAGCACUCUCUGUGCCGGGUAAUUCGGCCCCAGGGCCCCGAGCCAGGCCUCGAAAGCAGGUCCACGGCGUUCCACGAGCCCGAGGCCCCCCCAGCCCGACCCGACUGGCCUCUCACGGUGCGACCAGCCAGCCUUGGUUGUCAACACGCGCGAGCCAGCCACCCUCAGGAUGAGCAAGCUGUCGUUCAGGGCGCGCGCCCUGGACGCAUCCAAGCCCAUGCCGAUCUACAUGGCCGAGGAGCUACCGGACCUGCCAGAUUAUUCGGCCAUUAACCGCGCUGUGCCCCAAAUGCCCAGCGGCAUGGAAAAGGAGGAAGAAUGCGAACAUCACCUUCAAAGAGCAAUAUGUACUGGUCUAAUCAUUCCUACUCCUGAAGUAACUGAUCUGGCAGAUGCGGAAGUUUAUGAUAAAAUAUAUCCUGCUGAUUAUAAGCUGCCUCGCCAAUUAAUACACAUGCAACCCUUUGCCAUGGAACAAGAUAUACCUGACUAUGAUAUGGAUUCUGAGGAUGAAAGAUGGGUUGCAUUACAAAGCAACAAGAUGGAGUUAACCCCGCUUCAAUUUGAAGAGAUGAUGGAUCGUCUGGAGAAGAGUUCUGGACAAACUGUAGUUACCCUCAAUGAAGCCAAGGCACUUUUAAAAGAAGAUGACGAUUUGAUUAUCGCAGUUUUUGAUUAUUGGCUCAAUAAGCGUCUCAAGACUCAACAUCCAUUGCUUUUGACUGUUAAAACGGAGCAUCGAUUUGGUUCGGCUGCCAAUAAUCCAUAUCUCGCGUUUCGACGCCGGACAGAGAAGAUGCAGACUCGCAAGAAUCGCAAGAACGACGAAGCUAGUUACGAAAAAAUGCUGAAGCUCCGUAGGGAUCUCAGUAGAGCAGUCACACUAUUAGAGCUGGUAAAACGCAGAGAGAAAACGAAACGAGAGCACCUGCAUCUCACAAUUGAGAUUUACGAGAAGCGGUAUCAAGCGCAAGAUUUCAGUGGACAAAUAUUAGCAGAGGUGUCGGCAUUAAAAGCACCACGACCGGCAUUUGCUCCACUUUUUACCAAUCAAUUCGGUGUUCAUCAAAAUUGGUCAAACAAAGUCUGUAAUAAAGAUGAAGUAGUGCCCAGGAAAGAAAAGAGACAGUACAAAAAGCGGAAACAUAAAACGGAUAGUAGAGGUGGAAGUUUAGAUGACACCGGCGUACGUAGUGGAACGGGUAGUGGUGGCGGCCGAGGGAAUCGUCCCGGUGUUCUCGGAAGCGGGCUGGACCCGCUCAUCAGUUCGGAUGAGGACAGCCCACUUCCAUCUCAUUCGCACACCCAGCCAUCGUUACCCUCCGAUCGCGAUGAUGAAGACACCGCAGAUGAGGGUCAAUUCGCCUUUCGUCGAAAUAGGAAUAGCACUUAUUUACCGCCUGUAUCAGGUGGAUUUGGAAAUUGGCCUUGGUGUGAUAAAAAUGAAGGCGGUAUGGCUGACAAGAAGUAUAGGUUUGCACUGACCAGCAUCACUAAGCCAGUGCCAAGGUGUAUCGGCUUCGCGCGACGAAGACUUGGUCGCGGUGGCAGAGUGAUAUUGGACCGCUGCACGACCGACAUGGACGAAAUAUGGUCUUCUUUAGACUUCACGAUACACGAGUCCAGGUGUGGACCAGCUGAUUCGAACACUACUGCCACAGCAACGACUACUGUUAAAACAGAACGGUUACAUUUUCGACCAAAGACUCCGCCUACGUCGGUGCUUAGCCCAAGCGAGGAAAGCAGUGACAUGGACUCGGACGAAGAGACAGUAGUCUCCCGACCCAAGCCGCUUCCAUACCCGUUCCCGCUCGAGGCAACGUCUAUAUGCGUCGAGGUGGAGCCGGAUCGUGCGGGAGACGAAUCACCGUUCACGUCGGAGUUCAAUAUCGCGGACUACUUCUCGACGGAUGCCCUUUCGUCGGACUUUGAUCUCGCGGUAGCGAGCAUCAGUGGCGGUGGUGCGUGCCUCAGUGGUUUGUCGGACGGUAAUUUGAACGAGAAUUCGCGGACAGACGAGCUUGGCAGUUCGCACUUCGUGGUGACUCCACUCGCGAGUAAUCUGUUCGCGUCGCCUGUUGUAACAGCGACGCAGCAGGCUCGGUCUCAGUGCAGUGCUGCCAAUACUGGUGGUUUUAACGUUGUACAUACUUCAACAAGUUCUUCUUCGUCGAUUUCGUCGUCGUCGUCGUCGUCGUCGUCGGCCUCCGUUACGUCUACGACCAACCAGCAAGUCGUCGCUGCGUCGAGUACAGUGUCCACGCAGUGCACUGGUGCCGCCGUCGACGCGCAGCCGAAUCACCAGUCCAAGCAACACAGACAAUUGCCGAAUAACAGUACCGCUGCCUCCAUUCUCUCGAAAUCCUUGACUAGUCCGACGAAUAAUAGAAAUGGUGGCAGUUGCGGCGGUAGUAGCAACAAUAGCGGCGGCGGCGGCAACAACGCUAGCGGCGGUGGUGGUAAUAGUGGUAAUGGUGGUAGUGCGAACGUUAGAGUGUUUAGUGCGAGCACCGUGACCAGUGGUGGUGGUGUUGGUGGUGGUGGUAGUAGUGGCAGUGGCAGUGGCAGUGGCAGUGGCAGUAACAGUGGCAAUGGCAAUGGCAGUGGCAGUGGCAGUGUCGGCGGUAGCAUCACAAACUUUGGCAAUGGUCACCAGAACGGGCCGAUGCCGCAUAUAAACAAUUCGAACAACCUGACUAACAACACUCACGUGGUGAACAGCCAAUCCACGAUCGUUCUGCCGCAGAAGCAUCCACCGUCCAGUCUGCUACCGGGUCUGAUCACGCAAAGUAAAUUGGCGAGCCUCGCGAGGCAGCAACAGCAACAGACGCAGAAUCAGGCGCAACAAAUCCCAACGUCCGGGGAAAUUACGCUUAAUAGUAAUAGUGAAAGUUUGGAUAUGGAGGUGGAUAGAGUGGACAAUUCGCCAUGCGACAGUAAGCCGCAGCAACAGCCACAACUUGUACGGGCAAACAAAGCAAACUCACUGGCGAUGGAAGUGACAUGAUGCCUGCUAUUGGCACCCCUGUUGCCGCCAAUACGUCACUGGGGGCUUCGCUAACUUUUACCUUGCCUAUGUCUCUGCCUCGGCUGGGAGAUAUCGGACGAUGCUGCGAUAUACUGCGCUACGUUGACUUGAAGAGCGAUACGGCUAGGUACAAUUGCAAUUGCUCCGACUCGGUUUUUAUAUUGCCGCGGCAGGAUCAGAAUCAAACGUGGAUUCUAAUGCAAACACCGAAGGUUCAUCUUUGUUCUGUCCAUCGGGGAGUCGUGCUCUGCAGUUGAGACUCGUGCUCUUUAAAUCUCGCGUUUUUCUUGCUCAUUGAACGCUAUAUACGAUAUAGAGCCACAUGAAAAAAUAUUUCCACUCUUAGAUGCACGAUUUUUUCCAUUUAGAUUUACCCAUUCGCUCAAAAUUAAAUUUUACUUUUACUAGUUCACUUAACCUGUGACCGUGUGAUCUUUUGCAAUACGAUAUCGUAGACAAAAGAAAAUUACAUAUUUCAGUUUUUUUGACUAAAAUAAAGCAUGCGAUAUCUCUUCGUUCUUUUCGAAAAAAAUUUGCAACAAUCUCGUUCGUUCAAUGCAAGGAAAAUCGUAAAUAUCUGAGAUACGAAAUAUAUUACCUUCAUCCCGACAUUGUUUUUAAAAUCCUCGUUUACCCGACUCCAAGUACACGUGGCACGAUAACUGGACAUAUAUAACAAGCUUUCUCAGACACAGCAUUCUUAAACAGUCAAAAUUCGGUAUAAAAAAAAAAAAGAAAAAAGAAAAAAAGAAACUCUACUAACUUUGUAUUCAUAUAUCUGUCGCGUGUGAUGAACGCUCAAUAGAAUCAAUAGAGGCUUUGCGUUUAAUUGUGCGUAAUUUUUGAUCGAUAAUAUGAUUCUUGGCUUCAUAUAUAGUCAAGUCACACUGGUAGAUCAUUUUGGAAAUUAUGAUUAUGACGCGGUAUUUCUUUUCUAAUUUUUUUUGUUCUCAAUAGCGUAUGCAAUAUGUAAAUUCGAAGCGCUAUAUUAGCAAUGGAGGGGAUUGUAUGAUAAUCUGUUUGUUGUAAGUACAAUAGUACGCUCGACUUUCGUCUCAUCGCUUUCGAUAUAAGUAGAAGUACACGAAAUAAUAGAGAAAAAAAUAGAUUAAUUGAUUUCUUACGAAAUUGUACGAUUAUCUCAAUAUUGUAUAUAGAGAUUCGGUUCAAGUAUUAUAGGACUUUAUAGUAAUGCUCUAUUUCCCUUAUAUGUAGAUAUAUACAUAUAUAUAUAUAUAUGUGUGUGUGUGUGUGUGUAAUACUACUUUAAAGGCUUCCAGGCUGUGAAAUAUUGAAGCUAUUGUUAUCGAUUAACCUUUGAUAGCAUUAAUGUCAUAAACGUAAAAAGAUUUUCUUUCACUACAUAUCUCUCUCUCUCUCUCUC
Messenger RNA from Harpegnathos saltator (Jerdon's jumping ant), 5462 nucleotides. It is a transcript of the gene E(Pc), whose product is annotated as Enhancer of Polycomb. The transcript has 10 exons. Lineage: Eukaryota; Metazoa; Arthropoda; Insecta; Hymenoptera; Formicidae. Gene Ontology annotation, biological process: regulation of transcription by RNA polymerase II. Gene Ontology annotation, cellular component: NuA4 histone acetyltransferase complex. The record is from RefSeq and is a predicted model, not a curated record. The coding region runs from base 1220 to 4057 and encodes 945 amino acids.